UUUCUUUGUCAAUCGCUAGGGGACUCUCGUGCAGGCCUGCUCUAGUGUUUGAGUUUUGAAGGGUGUGUGACUGUGAUUACUCGUCCGCGCCACUGUGUGCCGCUCAGGAUGUUGCAGCAGCAGCCUCUCACUGGCAACGGGCCCUCUAACGGCCGGGGCCUUGGCCUGAGCUCUCACCCCGGUAUGCACCCUCUAAACUCGGUUCAUCCAUCUUCCCACCACCGCUCCGACGGAGACACGGGCCACGAAGGCGCAGAAAAUGGACAUGAAAGCCGCAGAGACAUUGGCGACAUAUUGCAGCAAAUCAUGACCAUCACCGACCAAAGUUUGGACGAAGCACAAGCAAAAAAACACGCAUUGAAUUGCCAUCGAAUGAAACCAGCUUUGUUCAGCGUCUUAUGUGAGAUCAAAGAGAAAACAGGCCUAUCAAUGCGAAAUGCUCAGGAGGAAGAAUCACAGGACCCACAGCUGGUGCGAUUGGACAACAUGCUGCUGGCGGAGGGUGUGGCUGGGCCGGAGAAAGGUGGCGGGGCGGCAGCGGCGGUGUCCGCAGCCACCAGCUCUGGAGGCAUGUCUCCAGACAGCUCACUGGAACACUCCGACUACAAAAGCAAGUUGAGCCAGAUUCGCAACAUCUAUCACACUGAGAUGGAGAAAUAUGACCAGGCCUGUAGUGAGUUCACUACCCACGUGAUGAACCUGCUGAGGGAGCAGUCACGUACGCGGCCUGUGUCACCGAGGGAGAUUGAGCGUAUGGUGGCCAUCAUCCACCGCAAGUUCAGCUCCAUCCAGACACAACUCAAGCAGAGCACCUGCGAGGCCGUCAUGAUCCUGAGGUCCCGCUUCCUCGACGCCAGGCGUAAGAGACGAAACUUCAGCAAGCAGGCGACGGAAGUCCUGAAUGAGUAUUUCUACUCCCAUCUUGCCAACCCUUACCCCAGUGAAGAGGCCAAAGAAGAACUAGCCAAACAGUGUAGCAUCACUGUCUCUCAGGUGUGCAACUGGUUUGGAAACAAGAGAAUCCGCUACAAGAAGAACAUUGGGAAGUUCCAAGAGGAGGCCAACAUCUAUGCCAUGAAGACGGCCAUCGUGGCGACACAGAGCGAGGACUCUCCACACACGCCCAACUCAACAGGAUCGGGGGGCUUCUCACUCACUGGACCAGACCUUUUCCUGGGUGUUCCACCAAUGAAUGGAGAGCAGCCUGUCUACAUGGGAGCACAAACUAAUGGGAACUGGCAAGGGCAAAACACACCCCCCUCUGCCACUUCCCCAGGAAACGACCACUCAGGGGAGUCUGACUGAUGGCCCCGUCCACUUUGUGUCGAUGACAUAGAUGGAAAGAAAAUGGAAAAAGACUGAAAGAAUGAUAUCACUCUUACUUGGCUACAGUUUUUGUAUGUCUUUUCUGUUUCUUACUGUCCAAUGAUAUUAUGUCCAUGUUCAUUAUGUUUGUGUGUGUGUGUGUGUGUGUGUGUGUGUGUGUGUGUGUGUGUGUGUGUGUGUGUGUGUGUGUGUGUGUGUGUGUGUGUGUGUGUGUGUGUGUGUGUGUGUGUGUGUGUGUGUGUGUGUGUGUGUGUGUGUGUGUGUGUGUGUGUGUGUGUGUGUGAGAUGUUUUGUAUUGGGAUCAUGGGUUUUGUUUUCCACUACUUUAUAUGUUACUGUGGUAUGUGGGCAGGGAGGCUUGGGAAAUUGCAUUACCAUUGUUUUAUUAGGCUAUAUUAUUAAUGCUGUUACAAAUAUUUUAGGAUUUUAGUUUAAAGGUCAGAUAUUGUUGCAUUUAGAGGAUUGUGGGGGCAAUAGAGAAAAUCCAAAGAUUUUGUGUGUUUGUUUUCUCUUUUCUACUGGGCUUGUUUGUCUGUGUGUGUCUAUCAUGAAUGAAGUAUGUGUGCUGGUUAUGUUAACAGUUUGAAUGAGUAUAUCAACAGUGCUGUCAUUCUGUACAGUGAGUGAAAAACACCUGUAUUCUCUCUACCUCUUUUACAAUAAAGACUCUGUAUUCACA
This is a messenger RNA of Oncorhynchus gorbuscha (pink salmon), 2005 nucleotides long. RefSeq names its product pre-B-cell leukemia transcription factor 1-like. Gene Ontology annotation, cellular component: nucleus. The transcript is spliced from 8 exons. Gene Ontology annotation, biological process: eye development; embryonic organ development; regulation of transcription by RNA polymerase II. The record is from RefSeq and is a predicted model, not a curated record. Bases 109 to 1305 code for a protein of 398 amino acids. Lineage: Eukaryota; Metazoa; Chordata; Actinopteri; Salmoniformes; Salmonidae. Gene Ontology annotation, molecular function: RNA polymerase II cis-regulatory region sequence-specific DNA binding; DNA-binding transcription factor activity, RNA polymerase II-specific.